GCCGCUCCGCGUUCACUCUCCAGCGCCUUCCUCCCUCCCCGUUCUCCCCCCCUCUCUCUCUCUUAUCGCUUCCGAGCUCUCAUGGCCGCACACCCCGCGCGCUAAGCAAGCCUGACAGCCCGACCCCAUGAGGCAGCCGCACCUCCUCUCGCCGCAGCGGCUCUCCCCCUCGCCCGUCCUCUCCCCCCACUUCUCCCUUGGGAACUACCUGUACGGUUUGACUUCAGUCAAGUUCUUACCCUACGUGUUGGGCAGUUGGUUGGGUAUGCUUCCAGGAACAUGGGCUUAUGUCAGUGCUGGUGCAUUUGGGCGAGCUAUAAUCCAAGAUGAGACGGAGAUCGGUUUGGGAGGAAACAACCAGCUAUUGACACUGGGCAUAGGCCUAUUAGUUACAGCCGUUGCUGCUACUUAUGUAACACGGCUUGCUAAGGAUGCUGUAAAGGAUAUUGACGACGAAUAGAAUGGUAGGAUUACAUAGCAAAAGGGCCAUUCAAAUAGCAAAGUAGCACGAGAAUGUACAUCACUGGCAUCUUUUGGUGCAAUCUAAUCUAGAAAUACAAGCGAUUGUCAGAG
Molecule: messenger RNA, 573 nt
Organism: Triticum aestivum (bread wheat)
Lineage: Eukaryota; Viridiplantae; Streptophyta; Magnoliopsida; Poales; Poaceae
Exons: 4
Coding region: 128-460 (110 amino acids)
Source: RefSeq, a predicted model, not a curated record